This is a messenger RNA of Trichomonas vaginalis G3, 1308 nucleotides long. RefSeq names its product ribosomal protein S6 kinase family. Gene Ontology annotation, biological process: protein phosphorylation. Gene Ontology annotation, molecular function: protein serine/threonine kinase activity; ATP binding. NCBI's taxonomy places the organism in Eukaryota, Parabasalia, Trichomonadida, Trichomonadidae. The transcript has a single exon. The record is from RefSeq and is a predicted model, not a curated record. Bases 1 to 1308 code for a protein of 435 amino acids.
AUGAAUGAUGACGAACAGCCUUGUCAUGUUGGAUGGGCCACAAAAUGUGGCGGAUUCAUCAAAACGUGGCAUAGAAGGUGGUUUGUUUUAACACCAAAGUAUAUCAAUUAUUACAAAAAACCAGGUGGUCGACAAAAAGGUAAAAUCCCACUUUCAAAUGUAACAGAAGUUGCACCACAUCCAGAAUGUUCACGAAAAUACGCAUUCAGGGUUGUAGUUCCCAAUGUACGUACAUAUCAAGUUUCUUGUGACUCAGAUGAAGAAAUGAAAGAAUGGGUUCGCGAGAUAAAUAAAUUAAUCUCCGGUGCAAAUGAAGCCGUUAAGAUCGAAGACUUCGACAUUCUCAAAGUUCUCGGCAAAGGAACCUACGGCAAAGUUCAACUUGUCAAGAACAAGAAGACUAGUCAGAUCUAUGCUAUGAAAUCAAUUUCUAAACGUCUUCUCGCUGAAUAUGAUCUCGUUGAAAGGACCUUAACCGAACGUGAUGUUCUUUUAAAGGCUAAUCACCCAUUCAUUGUGUCAGCUAAGUAUUGCUUCCAAACAGAGACAAAGAUCUUCCUAGUUCUCGAUUAUGUCGCCGGCGGCGAAUUAUUCGCCAGACUGAGGGAAGAACACAAAUUCACUAUAGAUAGAGCCAGAUAUUAUAUUGCAGAGCUUGUGCUUGCGAUUGGUUAUCUUCAUUCAAUUGGUGUCGUUCAUCGUGAUCUUAAACCAGAAAACAUCCUUUUCGACAAGGAUGGCUACAUCAAGUUAACAGAUUUCGGCUUAGUCAAAGAAAAAAUGACCAAACAAUCAAAGACAUCCACGUUUUGCGGCACUCCUGAGUAUCUUGCUCCAGAAAUCAUUGAAGGUAACGAGUAUGGCAUGGCAGUUGACUGGUGGGCUCUUGGAACUCUCGCUUAUGAAAUGCUCUAUGGAUAUCCACCUUUCUACGAUACAAAUACCAAUCAAAUGUAUCGUUAUAUUCUCCGCGACGAUGUUACGUUCCCAGAUGACGCAACUCCUGAUGCUAUAGACCUCCUCUCCAAACUCCUCGAUAAGAAUCCUGAUACACGCCUCGGUUCGGGCCCAUCAGAUAUGGAGGAGAUCAAAGCUCAUCCAUUCUUCGGAAAUUUGAACUGGAAGAGCCUUUUCCAGAAGACUAUCCCUAUGGAAUGGAAGCCUCAGAUCAAGAGCGUAACCGACGUUUCUCAAUUCGACAGGCAGUUCACAUGCGAAGCACCUAAGCUCACAUACGAAGAUCCUUCACUCGUUGGAGCAGGAGUUCAGCAACAGUUGCAAGGAUUCACAUAUAUAAAUGAAGGUUAA